Galdieria sulphuraria is the source of this 1190-nucleotide messenger RNA. RefSeq names its product pyrroline-5-carboxylate reductase. Bases 116 to 1132 code for a protein of 338 amino acids. The transcript is spliced from 2 exons. The record is from RefSeq and is a predicted model, not a curated record. Gene Ontology annotation, biological process: L-proline biosynthetic process. NCBI's taxonomy places the organism in Eukaryota, Rhodophyta, Bangiophyceae, Galdieriales, Galdieriaceae. Gene Ontology annotation, molecular function: pyrroline-5-carboxylate reductase activity.
AAAGAGUUGUCGACAAUGAGAUGAUGAACUAGGUGAACAUAUUCAUUCAUUCUAUUUACCAUUGUGACUCACAAAGAGUUGACUAUUGUUUGGUGAUAUAAAAAGGAGAGUGUAAAUGGAUUGUCUGUUGUUUGAAGAAAAGAGAGAGAGAGAGAGAGAUAUUAACUUUGUGGGAGGAAGAAUGGUGUUGGUUGCUUGUUUUACAGGAACAGCAUUUCGACACUUACCUUGGUUGGUUCCUCAUAACCGAAAAGAUAUUUUUGAUAGCAAGAAGAAACGAACUGUUUCCAUCUGCAGUGCUCGUCUGCAAGACAAUUUUACAGAAAGACUUGGCUUUAUAGGUUGUGGUCACAUGGCAGGUGCUAUCAUAAGAGGCUUUAUUGCGGCUGGAAUACCUGGUGAUCUUAUCCACGCCACUACUAGAACACAGUUGAGUGCAGACAACGCUAAGCAACUGGGUGUUGGUCAUAUUUCAAGUGAUAAUCGACACUUGGUGGAAAGUUGUGACAUGAUCUUCCUGGCAGUAAAACCUCAGAGCCUUGAUCCUGUUUUAAGACAACUUAGAGAGAGUGUAAACAGUGAAGUGUUAUAUCAGAAGUUGUUUGUUAGUAUCGCAGCUGGAAAGACUUGUGAACAAAUCGCUUCUCAACUCGGAGAAAGUAAUAGAGUCCGCGUGCUGAGAGUGAUGCCCAACCUUCCUGUUGCAGUUGGACACGUUGCCGGUGCGUAUUGUGCAGAUAGACAUGUUGAUCCAAAGGAUAUAGAUAGAGUAGUGAAAUUGUUUUCGUUGGUUGGCCAACUGGAACAAGUAGACGAAAACUGUAUGGAGGCUGUCACUGCUUUAUGUGGAAGUGGUCCAGCUUUCGUCUAUAUGUUUUUGGAAGCACUUGCAGAUGGUGCUGUGCGGCAAGGAUUAAACCGUAAGGUUGCCAAUCGUCUCGCGUUGGAAAUGGUUUAUGGAGCAUCCAAACUUGCCAAAAAGGAUGAUUUGCACUUUGCACAACUGCGCAAUCAAGUUGAAUCUCCUGCUGGAACAACAGUUUAUGGCACAGCAGCACUUGAAAGUGGACACUUCAGGACAGCUAUUAUCCAUGCCAUUCAGGAGGCCGUUCAACGUGCAAAGCAACUGUAAUUUCCAUAAAGUAUCUAUUAUUGACAAAUAUGUCCAACAUAAAGUUACACAUGGCUUU